GCCACAGCUCUUCCUCCCGCGCCUGGUCCCUGCCCGUCGUCGUCCCCGCGCCCGACCUCCGCCCGCCGCGCCGCGCUCGCAGCGGCCGGGACGGCCCUAGUGGCGAGGAGCGUCCCCGCGACCCUUCUGCGCCCCCCCCCCCCAGUUCCCGGCUUGGGGCCUCUCUUUUGAACCCCUCCACCUUCUCCGAGCCGGCCCGCCCUCGCUUAUGCCUCGGCGCUGAGCGGCUCUCUGAGUGCUCGCCAACAUGAGCUGCAACGGAGGCUCCCACCCGCGGAUCAACACGUUGGGUCGCAUGACCCGCGCCGAGUCCGGCCCGGACCUGCGCUACGAGGUGACCUGCGGUGGCGGCGGGGGUGGCGGCGGCGGCGGCGGCGGGGGCACCAGCAGGAUGUACUACUCCCGGCGCUGCACGGUCACCGACCAGAACUCGGACGGCUACUGUCAAACCGGGACGAUGUCCAGGCACCAGAACCAGAACACCAUCCAAGAGCUUCUGCAGAACUGCUCGGAUUGUUUGAUGCGGGCCGAGCUGAUUGUACAGCCGGAACUGAAAUAUGGAGAUGGGAUACAGCUGGCUCGGAGCAGAGAAUUGGAUGAAUGUUUUGCCCAGGCCAACGAUCAGAUGGAAAUUACCGAUAGCUUGAUCAGAGAGAUGCGACAGAUGGGCCAACCCUGUGAUGCCUAUCAGAAAAGACUGCUUCAGCUCCAGGAGCAAAUGCGAGCCCUUUAUAAAGCCAUUAGCGUCCCUCGAGUCCGAAGGGCCAGCUCCAAAGGUGGUGGAGGGUACACCUGUCAGAGUGGCUCCGGGUGGGAUGAAUUCACCAAACGCCUCACCAGCGAAUGUCUGGGGUGGAUGAGGCAGCAGAGGGCGGAGAUGGAUAUGGUGGCCUGGGGCGUGGACCUGGCCUCCGUGGAGCAGCACAUCAACAGCCACAGGAGCAUCCACAACGCCAUUGGGGACUAUCGCUGGCAGCUGGACAAAAUUAAGGCUGACCUGCGGGAGAAAUCUGCGAUCUACCAGUUGGAGGAGGAGUAUGAAAACCUGCUGAAAGCGUCCUUUGAGAGGAUGGAUCACCUGCGACAGCUGCAGAACAUCAUCCAGGCCACGUCCCGAGAGAUCAUGUGGAUCAAUGACUGUGAGGAGGAGGAACUGCUCUAUGACUGGAGCGACCGGAACACCAACAUCGCCCAGAAGCAGGAGGCCUUCUCUAUACGCAUGAGCCAACUGGAAGUUAAGGAAAAAGAGCUCAAUAAGCUUAAACAAGAAAGUGACCAACUUGUCCUCAAUCAGCAUCCAGCUUCAGACAAAAUUGAGGCAUAUAUGGAUACUCUUCAGACACAGUGGAGCUGGAUUCUCCAGAUCACUAAGUGCAUUGAUGUUCAUCUCAAAGAAAAUGCUGCCUACUUCCAGUUUUUUGAAGAAGCCCAGUCAACUGAAGCCUACUUGAAGGGCCUUCAGGACUCCAUCAGGAAGAAGUACCCCUGUGACAAGAACAUGCCCCUGCAGCGCCUGCUGGAACAGAUCAAGGAGCUGGAGAAAGAACGAGAGAAAAUCCUGGAAUACAAGCGUCAGGUCCAGAACUUGGUAAACAAGUCCAAGAAAAUUGUGCAGCUGAAACCACGCAACCCAGACUACAGAAGCAACAAACCCAUUAUUCUCAGGGCUCUCUGUGACUACAAACAAGACCAGAAAAUCGUGCACAAAGGGGACGAGUGUAUCCUGAAGGACAAUAAUGAGCGCAGCAAGUGGUAUGUGACGGGUCCGGGAGGCGUGGACAUGCUCGUCCCUUCUGUUGGUCUGAUUAUACCCCCUCCGAAUCCUCUGGCUGUGGACCUUUCUUGCAAGAUCGAACAAUACUACGAAGCCAUCUUGGCUCUGUGGAACCAGCUGUACAUCAACAUGAAGAGCCUGGUGUCCUGGCACUACUGCAUGAUCGACAUCGAGAAAAUCAGGGCCAUGACUAUUGCCAAGCUGAAAACCAUGCGGCAGGAAGAUUACAUGAAGACAAUAUCUGACCUUGAGCUGCAUUACCAAGAGUUCAUCAGAAACAGCCAGGGCUCGGAGAUGUUUGGAGAUGAUGACAAGCGGAAAAUGCAGUCCCAGUUCACAGAUGCCCAGAAGCACUACCAGACCCUGGUCAUACAGCUCCCCGGCUACCCCCAGCACCAGACAGUAACCACAACUGAAAUCACUCAUCAUGGUUCCUGCCAAGAUGUCAACCAUAAUAAAGUGAUUGAAACCAACAGAGAACAUGACAAGCAGGAAACAUGGAUGCUGAUGGAGCUCCAGAAAAUUCGCAGGCAGAUGGAGCACUGUGAGGGCAGAAUGAGCCUUAAGAACAUCCUGCUAGCAGACCAAGGGUCUACGCACCACAUCACAGUGAAAAUAAAUGAGCUGAAGAGUGUGCAGAAUGAUUCCCAGGCAAUCGCUGAAGUUCUCAACCAGCUUAAAGAUAUGCUCGCUAACUUCAGAGGUUCAGAAAAAUACUGCUAUUUACAGAAUGAAGUAUUUGGACUGUUUCAGAAACUGGAAAAUAUCAAUGGCGUUACAGAUGGCUACUUAAAUAGCUUAUGCACAGUAAGAGCUCUACUCCAAGCUAUCCUGCAGACAGAAGACAUGUUAAAGGUUUACGAAGCCAGACUCACUGAAGAGGAAACCGUGUGCCUGGAUCUGGAUAAAGUGGAAGCUUACCGCUGCGGACUGAAGAAAAUCAAAAAUGACUUGAACUUGAAGAAGUCAUUGUUGGCCACCAUGAAGACAGAGCUGCAGAAAGCCCAGCAGAUCCACUCCCAAACCUCACAACAAUAUCCACUUUAUGACCUGGAUCUGGGCAAGUUCAGUGACAAAGUCACACAGCUGACAGACCGCUGGCAAAAAAUAGACAAACAGAUAGACUACAGAUUAUGGGACCUGGAGAAACAAAUCAAGCAACUGAGGAAUUACCGUGAUAACUAUCAGGCCUUCUGCAAGUGGCUCUAUGAUGCCAAACGCCGUCAGGAUUCCUUAGAAUCCAUGAAGUUUGGUGAUUCCAACACAGUCCUGCGAUUUUUGAAUGAGCAGAAGAACUUACACAAUGAAAUCUGUGGCAAGCGAGACAAAUCAGAUGAAGUACAGAAAAUCGCCGAACUUUGUGCAAAUUCGAUUAAGGAUUAUGAACUCCAGCUGGCAUCAUACACCUCAGGAUUGGAAACCUUACUGAACAUACCUAUCAAGAGAACCAUGGUUCAGUCUCCCUCUGGGGUGAUUCUGCAAGAGGCCGCAGAUAUGCAUGCUCGAUACAUAGAACUACUUACAAGGUCUGGAGACUAUUAUAGGUUCUUAAGUGAGAUGCUGAAGAGUUUGGAAGAUCUGAAGCUGAAAAACACCAAGAUUGAAGUUUUGGAAGAGGAGCUCAGACUGGCCCGAGAUGCCAACUCUGAAAACUGCAAUAAGAACAAAUUCCUGGACCAGAACCUGCAGAAGUACCAGGCGGAAUGUUCCCAGUUCAAAGCCAAGCUUGUGAGCCUGGAGGAGCUGAAGAGGCAGGCAGAGCUGGACGGCAAGUCGGCCAAGCAAAACCUGGACAAGUGCUACGGCCAAAUAAAAGAACUCAACGAGAAGAUCACCAGGCUGACUUACGAGAUCGAGGACGAGAAGCGAAGACGGAAGGCCGUGGAAGACAGGUUUGACCAACAGAAGAAUGACUAUGACCAGCUGCAGAAGGCAAGGCAGUGUGAAAAGGAGAGCCUUGGCUGGCAGAAAAUGGAGUCUGAGAAAGCCAUCAAAGAGAAGGAGUACGAGAUAGAAAGGUUGAGGGUUCUGCUGCAGGAGGAGGGCGCCCGGAAGAGAGAAUAUGAAAGUGAGCUGGCAAAGGUAAGAAACCACUAUAAUGAGGAGAUGAGUAAUUUAAGGAACAAGUAUGAAACAGAGAUUAACAUCACGAAGACCACCAUCAAGGAGAUAUCCAUGCAAAAAGAGGACGAUUCCAAAAAUCUCCGAAACCAGCUUGAUAGGCUCUCGAGGGAAAAUCGAGAUCUGAAGGACGAGAUCGUCAGGCUCAAUGACAGCAUUCUGCAGACCACCGAGCAGCGAAGGCGGGCCGAAGAAGAUGCCCUGCAGCAAAAAGCCUGUGGCUCCGAGAUGAUGCAGAAGAAGCAGCAUCUGGAGAUGGAGCUUAAGCAGGUCAUCCAGCAGCGCUCCGAGGACAAUGCUCGGCACAAACAGUCCCUGGAAGAGGCUGCAAAGACCAUUCAGGACAAAAACAAGGAGAUUGAGAGACUCAAAGUUGAGUUUCAGGAGGAGGCCAAGCGCCGCUGGGAAUAUGAAAAUGAACUGGCUAAGGUAAGGAACAAUUACGACGAGGAAAUCAUCAGCUUAAAAAACCAGUUCGAGACUGAGAUCAACAUCACCAAGACCACCAUCCACCAGCUCACCAUGCAGAAGGAAGAGGACACCAGUGGCUACCGAGCCCAGAUCGACAGCCUCACCAGAGAAAACCGCAGCCUAUCCGAGGAAGUAAAGCGACUGAAGAACACGUUAGCCCAGACCACCGAGAACCUCAGGAGGGUCGAAGAAGACGUCCAACAGCAAAAGGCCACGGGCUCGGAGGUGUCGCAGAGGAAACAGCAGCUGGAGAUUGAGCUGAGGCAGGUCACUCAGAUGCGGACGGAAGAGAGCCUGAGAUACAAGCAGUCGCUCGAUGAUGCCGCCAAGACCAUCCAGGAUAAAAACAAGGAGAUAGAGAGGUUAAAACAACUGAUAGAAACGGAAACCAGUGAACGGAAACGCCUGGAAGAGGAGAACGCUAAAUUACAGAGGGCCCAGUAUGAUCUGCAGAAAGCAAAUAAUAGCGCGACAGAGACGAUAAGCAAGCUGAAGGUUCAGGAGCAAGAGCUCACGCGCCUGAGGAUCGACUACGAGCGGGUGUCCCAGGAGAGGGCUGUGAAGGACCAGGACAUCACGAGAUUCCAGAGUUCUCUGAAGGACCUGCAGCUGCAGAAGCAGAAGGUGGAGGAGGAGCUGAAUCGGCUGAGGAGGACCGCCUCGGAAGACUCCUUGAAGAGGAAGAAGCUGGAGGAGGAGCUGGAAGGCAUGAGGAGGUCUCUGAAGGAGCAGGCGAUAAAAAUCACCAGCCUGACCCAGCAGCUGGAGCAAGCAUCCAUCGUUAAGAAACGGAGCGAGGACGACCUCCGGCAGCAGAGGGACGUGUUGGACGGCCACCUGAGGGACAAGCAGAGGACCCAGGAAGAGCUGAGAAGGCUCUCCGCGGAGGUCGAGGCCCUGAGACGCCAGUUGCUGCAGGAACAAGAGAAUGUCAAACAGGCUCACCUGAGGAACGAGCAUUUCCAGAAGGCGAUAGAGGAUAAAAGCAGGAGCUUAAAUGAAAGCAAGAUAGAAAUCGAGAGGCUGCAGUCUCUCACGGAGAACCUGACCAAGGAGCACUUGAUGUUGGAGGAGGAGCUUCGGAACCUGAGGCUGGAAUACGACGACCUCAGGAGGAGCCGGAGCGAGGCGGAUAGCGAUAGAAAUGCAACCAUCUCUGAACUCAGGAGCCAGCUGCAGAUCAGCAACAACCGGACCCUGGAACUGCAGGGGCUGAUUAAUGAUUUACAGAGAGAGAGGGAAAAUUUGAGACAGGAAAUUGACAAAUUCCAAAAGCAGGCUUUAGAGGCAUCUAAUCGGAUUCAGGAAUCAAAGAACCAGUGCACUCAGGUGGUGCAGGAAAGAGAGAGCCUUCUAGUGAAAAUCAAAGUUCUGGAGCAAGACAAGAGCAGGCUGCAGAGGCUGGAGGAUGAGCUCACUCGCGCAAAAGCAACGCUGGAUGCGGAAAGCAGGGUGAAACAACGCCUCGAGUGUGAGAAACAGCAAAUCCAGAAUGACCUCAAUCAGUGGAAAACCCAGUACUCCCGCAAGGAAGAGACGAUUAGGAAGAUCGAGUCGGAAAGAGAAAAGAGUGAGAGAGAGAAGAACAGCCUUAGGAGUGAGAUCGAAAGACUCCAGGCAGAGAUCAAGAGGAUUGAGGAGCGGUACAGGCGCAAGUUGGAGGACUCCACCAGGGAGACGCAGUCACAGCUGGAAACAGAGCGCUCCCGACUUCAGAGGGAAAUCGACAAACUCAAGCAGCGCCCCUAUGGGUCCCAUCGGGAGACCCAGACAGAAUAUGAGUGGACGGUUGACUCCUCAAAGCUGGUGUUCGAUGGACUGAGGAAGAAGGUAACGGCCAUGCAGCUCUAUGAGUGCCAGCUAAUUGACAAAACAACCUUGGACAAACUGCUGAAGGGGAAAAAGUCCGUGGAAGAAGUUGCUUCUGAAAUCCAGCCUUUCCUUCGGGGUGCAGGGGCUAUCGCUGGAGCAUCUGCUUCCCCUAAGGAAAAGUACUCUCUGGUAGAGGCCAAAAGAAAGAAAUUAAUCACCCCGGAAUCCACAGUCAUGCUCCUGGAAGCCCAGGCAGCUACAGGCGGUAUAAUUGAUCCCCAUAGGAAUGAGAAGCUGACUGUUGACAAUGCGAUCGCUCGGGACCUCAUCGACUUCGAUGACCGUCAACAGAUAUACACAGCAGAGAAAGCUAUCACUGGUUUCGACGAUCCAUUUUCAGGCAAGACCGUAUCUGUUUCAGAAGCCAUCAAGAAAAAUCUGAUUGAUAGAGAAACCGGAAUGCGCCUGCUGGAAGCCCAGAUUGCUUCAGGGGGUGUGGUGGACCCCGUGAAUAGCGUCUUUUUGCCAAAGGACGUAGCCUUGGCCCGUGGGCUGAUUGACAGGGAUUUGUAUCGGUCCUUGAAUGAUCCCCGAGAUAGUCAGAAGAACUUUGUGGAUCCAGUCACCAAAAAGAAGGUCAGUUACAUGCAGCUGAGAGAACGGUGCAGAAUCGAACCACACACUGGUCUGCUCCUGUUGUCAGUGCAGAAGAGAAGUAUGUCCUUCCAAGGAAUCAGACAACAGGUGACCGUCUCUGAGCUGGUGGAUUCCGGUAUAUUGAGACCAUCCACUGUAAAUGAACUGGAAUCAGGUCAGAUUUCUUAUGAUGAGGUUGGCGAGAGAAUUAAAGACUUCCUUCAGGGUUCAAGUUGCAUAGCGGGCAUAUACAAUGAGACCACGAAACAGAAGCUUGGCAUUUAUGAGGCCAUGAAAAUUGGCUUGGUCCGACCUGGUACUGCCCUGGAGUUGCUGGAAGCCCAAGCAGCUACUGGCUUUAUAGUGGAUCCUGUUAGCAACUUGAGGCUACCAGUGGAAGAAGCCUACAAAAGAGGCCUGGUGGGUAUUGAGUUCAAAGAGAAGCUCCUGUCUGCAGAACGAGCUGUCACCGGAUAUAAUGAUCCUGAAACAGGAAACAUCAUCUCUUUGUUCCAAGCCAUGAACAAGGAACUCAUUGAAAAGGGCCAUGGCAUUCGUUUAUUGGAAGCACAGAUUGCAACCGGGGGGAUCAUCGACCCGAAGGAGAGCCAUCGCCUGCCAGUUGACAUGGCGUACAAGAGGGGCUACUUUAAUGAGGAGCUCAGUGAGAUUCUCUCUGAUCCAAGUGACGAUACAAAAGGAUUCUUUGACCCCAACACAGAAGAAAAUCUUACCUAUCUUCAGCUAAAAGAAAGAUGCAUCAAGGAUGAAGAAACAGGGCUCUGUCUUCUGCCCCUGAAAGAAAAGAAGAAAGAGGUGCAGACAUCACAAAAGAAUACCCUCAGGAAGCGCAGAGUGGUCAUCGUUGACCCAGAGACCAACAAGGAGAUGUCUGUUCAGGAGGCCUACAAGAAGGGCCUUAUAGAUUAUGAAACCUUCAGAGAACUGUGUGAGCAGGAGUGCGAGUGGGAAGAAAUAACCAUCACUGGAUCUGACGGCUCCACCAGGGUGGUCCUGGUAGACAGGAAGACAGGCAGUCAGUAUGAUAUUCAAGAGGCUGUUGACAAGGGCCUCAUUGACAGGAAGUUCUUUGAUCAGUACCGAUCUGGCAGCCUCAGUCUCACUCAGUUUGCUGAUAUGAUCUCCUUGAAAAAUGGCGUGGGCAACAGCAGCGGCAUAGGUGGUGGCAUCAGUGAUGAUGUUUUCAGCAACAGCCGACAUGAGUCAGUAAGUAAGAUUUCUACCAUAUCCAGUGUCAGGAACAUAACCAUCAGGAGCAGCUCUCUGUCUGACCCCCUGGAAGAAUCAAGCCCCAUUGCAGCCAUCUUUGACACAGAAAACCUAGAGAAGAUCUCCAUUACAGAGGGAAUAGAGCGGGGCAUUGUCGAUAGCAUCACUGGUCAGAGGCUUCUGGAAGCUCAGGCUUGCACAGGUGGCAUCAUCCACCCAACCAGUGGUCAGAAGCUCUCACUUCAGGAUGCAGUCUCCCAGGGCCUGAUUGACCAAGAUAUGGCCACCAGGCUGAAGCCCGCUCAGAAAGCCUUCAUUGGCUUUGAAGGUGUGAAGGGAAAGAAGAAGAUGUCAGCAGCAGAGGCGGUAAAAGAAAAAUGGCUCCCCUAUGAGGCAGGUCAGCGCUUUCUGGAGUUCCAAUACCUCACUGGAGGCCUUGUUGACCCAGAAGUGCAUGGGAGGAUAAGCACGGAAGAAGCCAUCAGGAAAGGAUUCAUCGACGGCCGAGCAGCUCAGAGGCUGCAAGACACCAGCAGCUAUGCCAAAAUCCUGACCUGCCCCAAAACCAAAUUAAAAAUAUCCUAUAAGGAUGCCAUGAAUCGCUCCAUGGUGGAAGAUAUCACUGGCCUACGCCUUCUGGAGGCCGCCUCUGUUUCUUCCAAGGGCUUGCCUAGCCCUUACAACAUGUCUUCUGCCCCAGGCUCCCGAUCGGGCUCCCGCUCUGGCUCCCGCUCCGGCUCCCGCUCCGGCUCUCGCUCUGGUUCCCGAAGUGGAUCCCGGAGAGGAAGCUUUGAUGCAACAGGCAAUUCUUCCUACUCUUACUCCUACUCCUUUAGCAGUAGCUCUAUUGGGCACUAGUAGUCAGUUAGUUGCUACUUCCUUGGCUUCACUUAUGUGAAUUUUCACUUUACUAAAUACUAACAAAAGAAAACCUAGUGCUUGCAGUAUAGUGAUAGAGUUUCAAUGAUUAAGAAGAUAUAACCUUGGUUGAAAUCAAAGACUGUUCUGGCUUUUUAUCUUCUCAGCUCAUCUAACAUAUCUAAUACACUGGAUGUAGUGUGUCUGAAAUGGUAAUCAGUUGUAAGGAUAGCACAAAUUGAAUCUAGAGUUCGUUCCUUCUGUGUUUAGUUUUUUUGAUCGGUUCUUGUACUUCUUUUGGCCUAUAAUACAGAUUUCUGUUCUUGGAGAUGAAAUUGAGUUGAUCAUUGAUAUUCUAGACAUCAUUCUGUUUCUCAUCUAAAUAUUUCCAUUUUCUGUAUUAGGAGAAAAUUACCCAUCCCAUUCUCCCCAGAAUACUCCACCCCAAACCCAAACAUUUUGGAAUGAGUCUCCUUUAGUUUUAGAUUGUGGAUUGUGUAACCUAUAUACUCUUCAAUGCACCUGUUUGGUUCGGCAUUAAUUUGACUAUAUGUGCGUGAUAGCAGCAAUCUUUGCUUUUCUUUGGUCAACUUUUCUGUUUAUUUUGCUUGUCAUUUACUAUGUACUUUAAAAAGGUGUCUUUAUGAAGUUUGCGAUUCUGGCAAUAAACUUUUAGACUUUUGAA
Messenger RNA from Felis catus (domestic cat), 9587 nucleotides. It is a transcript of the gene DSP, whose product is annotated as desmoplakin. Gene Ontology annotation, cellular component: intermediate filament; intercalated disc; plasma membrane. Lineage: Eukaryota; Metazoa; Chordata; Mammalia; Carnivora; Felidae. Gene Ontology annotation, molecular function: protein binding; structural molecule activity. Bases 248 to 8902 code for a protein of 2884 amino acids. The transcript is spliced from 24 exons. Gene Ontology annotation, biological process: wound healing; intermediate filament cytoskeleton organization; skin development. The record is from RefSeq and is a predicted model, not a curated record.